Molecule: messenger RNA, 785 nt
Organism: Aspergillus pseudotamarii
Lineage: Eukaryota; Fungi; Ascomycota; Eurotiomycetes; Eurotiales; Aspergillaceae
Product: dienelactone hydrolase family protein
Exons: 1
Coding region: 30-785 (251 amino acids)
Molecular function (GO): hydrolase activity
Source: RefSeq, a predicted model, not a curated record
CCGCUAGUCUGCAAAACGCCUGAACCAUCAUGUCAUUCUCAAAGUGCUGCAUCCAAGGCUUCUCAUGGCAAGGCACACCCACCGGACGCACCGGCAAACUCUCCAACAAUGAUGUGUACAUCACCGGCGACAACGCAGACGUGGCGAUUCUGUUCAUCGCUGACCUCUUUGGCUGGACAUUCCCCAACGUCCGCCUCCUUGCAGACCACUAUGCCCGCGAAGUUGGCGCAACAGUCUUCGUACCAGACUUCUUCGGCGGGGAGAUCCUAGAUUUCGGUCUUGUUGCCGCCGAGAAAUUCGACCAGAUCGAUCUCCCGGGGUUCAUCACGCGCAAUGGUCGGGAACAGCGUGAGCCGGAGAUCUUCGACUGUGCACGUGCUCUAAAGCAGGAACUGGGUUAUAAGAAAGUUGGUGCGGUAGGAUAUUGUUACGGCGGAUGGGCAUCGUUUCGCCUAGGCGCCAAGGAACACGCAUCUUCGCCGUUGGUCGAUUGUAUCGCCGUCGGCCAUCCGUCCCUGCUCACAAAAAAGGAUAUCGAUGAAGUGGCCGUUCCCGUGCAGGUGCUUGCGCCGGAGAUUGAUCAGGCGUAUGCGCUGGAGCUGAAGUUACAUACUUUUGAGACCCUGCAGCGGCAAGGUGUGACGUUUGAUUAUCAGCAUUUUCCAGGUGUCGUGCAUGCGUGCUUUGUGCGUGGCGAUGAGAAUAAGCCGGGUGAGCGAGCGGCGAUGGAGAGAGGGAAGAAUGCGGUGGUUGGAUGGUUCCAACAGUUGUUGAAAGACGCCUGA